AUGUACAACAAUCCUCAUGCCUAAUUACCAUUUUAUAAUUCAAUGCCUAAUUCUUACUCUUAAAUAGUAGCAAGUAGUAUUCCUGUUUAUCCUCCUACAUAUUAAACACAAGGUAUUUCAGGUAUCAAUUAAAUGACUUAAUAGAGUAUACCUCCACAAAAUUUAUAAAUGAAUCCAAACUCAUCUUAAACAGCUUAACCCCCUCCAAUGGUUGUAAAUCCUAUAGCUGCUCCUAUAACAUCUGCAAUGAGAAUAUAAGCAGCAAAAAGCUCUAGAAUUUCUUGGAGAAACGUUCACGAUCUAGAUAUUGAAGCAUUGAAAAAAUCUAAUGAUAUUGAAACUCUUGAAUCUUAUUUACCUAAUCUUUUAGAUUCUAUUGUAACUUAAGAAGAGUAUGAAAAGCUUAAACCAGAAGCUUUGGUCAAUCUUCUUUAAAUAUGUUAGAUGAGCUUAUAGUAUUUUGAUUAUACUCAAGACUAUCUUGAAAAUCUUUCAAAUGAAACUUAAGAUGAAAUUAAUAAAAUUUAUAAGAAAGUUGAGGAUGAUAAAAAAAUAUUGAAAAAGAGCAAAAAGGAAAUAGAGAAAAUGAAAAGUGAAAUUGAAAUCAAAAAAGAAGCAAUUAGAAAGUAUAAAGAUUUUUUAAAGUAAAGACCCUAAUAUAAAUGCCAUAUUUGCAUAAAUAAAUUUUUUGCAAAUGAAGACUACUUAGAUGCACAUAUUAAAAGAAGACAUGCCCAUGUUUUACCUAUGAAUGCUAACCAUCCUAAUUUUGCUGUUAUGUAAAAUAUGGUUUUCGCCUAAUAAUUAUAGCAAGAACGUUUAGAAUUUGAAAGAUAAUAAAAGCUCCUUCUUAAAAAUGAAAAAUUCUAAAAAGACGAUGUAGUCGAUAAAUUAGAAUUAAUUCUUUAGAAGAAUAGAUAAGAAUAGGCUGAGUUAUAGUUAGAAAUGUAAAGGAGACUUAGGGAUAUUGAGUCUUAGUAAAAUGAAGUAAUAAAUAAAAAAUAAUAAGAAAAUGAAUUUCAAAGAUAGUAAAUCGUUGACUUGAUGAAAAAUAUGAAUAAGAUACAUGAUGAAAUAACAAACUUAAAAUAUAGAGAAGUUGUUAUAUAGUAGUCUAGUCAAAAUGAAUAAAGAGAAUCACAACUCUAAGAACUUUAUAAAAAAUAAAAUGAAUUAUUUGAGAAUAAUUAAAAGCUUAAAUUAUAAUAAAUAGCUUUAGAAGCUCAAAAAGAAAAAUAAUUAUUAGAAGAAAAGUAAAAAUUAGAAUAGUUAAAAAAGAAAAAUUCUCAAAAGAGUGACUAACAAAAUAAUAAUGAUGAUUUAAUAAAAUAGUUAAUUGGAGAUGAUAAUUACAGCAAAAGAGUAUAAAGUAACAUUAGUGAUAAGUAAUAAGUACCUAGUGAGAUUAAAUAGAUAACUAAAUAAAUCUCAGAAAUAAGGGGUAUUAAAAAUGGAAAUUAGAUUGAUAAAGAAAUCAUAGAAGAUUUAGAUGGUAUUUACUUAGGAAAUCCUGAUAAAAAUAACUAAAAGAAAUAAUAAAAUGAAAAAUAAUAGCAACCAAAUAAAUUUAAUAGCAUAGCUUCUAAUAUGAUUUUACAAGGGCAUCCUGUGUAUAAUUAGAAAUAAAAUACUAAGGAAGAAGAUGACAUAUCAGAAGAGGGUGAAAUUUAAGAUGAUUUUUAUCACUCAGAAGAUGAUGUAGAAAACUCAUAUGAAUCAAAUGAAAAUGAUAUCUCUAAAGAUAAAGAAUUUAAUAAUUAAUGUGAAGAGGAAAAAGAAACAAUGGAAUUAAAUUUAAAAUAAAAAAAUUAGACUGAUAAGACUAAGCAGCUUGAGUAACUUGACUAACAAAUAAAUAAAAAACUUAGAGAAUAAGGAAUUAAUUAGCCAAUAUAGAAUUUACAAAAUCUCCCUACUGUAAAAAUUUAGUAAUUUACCAAUAAACUUAAAAAUUUAAAUAAUAAUAACAGAAAUAAGUUGAAACAAUUUUAGAGUAAGUUCGAAAUCCUGACAAAGUUCCCCCAACAAACAAUUUAUAUAAAAAUGAUGACUUUGAUGAUGAUUUUGAAUAAAGCAAAGGCAAUAAUUAAGGAAUAAAUUAAUCUGGAAAAGGAGUUUUGCAUAGCAGCAGGAAAAAUUAGCAAUUAGAAGAAAGUUCUUAAAAUUAUGACGAAUCAGGUUAUUAUAAUGGAUCUAAAGGCAGGACAUAUGAACUGCAAGCAAAUCCAACUUCACUUAAUAAGCAACUUCAAUCCUUCGGAGACUCAUAUACAGAAACUUUGUAUUAAAAUAAAAAUCAAAAGAAAUUCGCAUAUGAAGACUCAGAUGAAUUUUGAGUCAGAUUUUUCGAGGAAAAAAUUUAUUUUUUUAAACAGAUUUUAUAAAAUAAAUUAUAAAAUUUAUCUCUAUAUUAUUAUCAUUGUAUCUAAUAUUUUAAAAAAUAUUAUUUAUCGUGUCUUUAUUAUAAAUUUAAUCAAAUUACUUUUAUGA
Tetrahymena thermophila SB210 is the source of this 2490-nucleotide messenger RNA. Its product is annotated as iguana/Dzip1-like DAZ-interacting protein amine-terminal protein. The record is from RefSeq and is a predicted model, not a curated record. The transcript is spliced from 10 exons. Gene Ontology annotation, cellular component: cytoplasm. NCBI's taxonomy places the organism in Eukaryota, Ciliophora, Oligohymenophorea, Hymenostomatida, Tetrahymenidae.